Messenger RNA from Mus pahari (shrew mouse), 1101 nucleotides. It is a transcript of the gene Bbs5, whose product is annotated as Bardet-Biedl syndrome 5. Gene Ontology annotation, cellular component: ciliary basal body; BBSome. The record is from RefSeq and is a predicted model, not a curated record. The transcript is spliced from 12 exons. Gene Ontology annotation, molecular function: phosphatidylinositol-3-phosphate binding. Lineage: Eukaryota; Metazoa; Chordata; Mammalia; Rodentia; Muridae. Gene Ontology annotation, biological process: cilium assembly; intracellular transport. Bases 39 to 1064 code for a protein of 341 amino acids.
GCCACUGUGGAUUUCAUCGGCGGGUUCCCUCGGUCACCAUGUCUGUGCUGGACGUGUUGUGGGAGGACCGCGACGUGCGCUUCGACGUGUCCUCGCAACAGAUGAAAACAAGACCUGGGGAAGUCCUUAUUGAUUGUUUAGAUUCGAUUGAAGACACAAAAGGAAACAAUGGAGACAGAGGUAGACUCUUAGUCACAAACUUGAGGAUCAUCUGGCACUCCUUGGCACUGCCCAGAGUCAAUCUUUCUAUUGGUUACAACUGCAUAUUGAAUAUCACAACAAGAACUGCUAACUCUAAACUACGAGGCCAAACCGAAGCUCUUUAUAUAUUGACAAAAUGCAACACUACCCGGUUUGAGUUUAUAUUCACAAACCUGGUUCCUGGGAGCCCCAGACUUUUUACUUCUGUGAUCGCAGUGCACAGAGCAUAUGAAACUUCUAAAAUGUACCGUGACUUUAAGUUGAGGAGCGCAGUCAUUCAGAACAAGCAGCUGAGGUUACUACCACAGGAGCAUGUGUAUGAUAAGAUCAAUGGUGUAUGGAAUCUAUCCAGCGACCAGGGGAAUUUAGGAACUUUUUUUAUCACCAAUGUAAGAAUUGUGUGGCAUGCCAAUAUGAAUGACAGUUUUAAUGUCAGCAUACCAUAUCUGCAAAUUCGUUCAAUAAAGAUCAGAGAUUCAAAAUUUGGUCUGGCGCUUGUCAUAGAAAGCUCUCAACAGAGUGGAGGAUACGUUCUUGGCUUUAAAAUAGACCCCGUGGAAAAACUACAGGAAUCAGUUAAAGAGAUCAACUCACUUCACAAAGUCUAUUCUGCCAGUCCAAUAUUUGGAGUGAAUUAUGAAAUGGAAGAAAAGCCACAGCCACUUGAAGCUCUGACUGUUGAACAAAUUCAAGACGAUGUGGAAAUAGACCCUGAUGACCACACAGAUGCUUUUGUGGCUUAUUUUGCUGAUGGGAAUAAGCAACAAGAUCGUGAACCUGUGUUCUCAGAAGAACUGGGGCUUGCAAUAGAGAAGCUGAAGGAUGGAUUCACACUACAGGGACUUUGGGAAGUGAUGAGUUGAUCUUGAGUUGAGCUGGAUCUCUAUUUAAAGAUAUCUC